AGGCAUGCAUGCUUCUUACAAGUUCCAGCCAACAGCAAUACAAUAAGCCAAAGAGUUCAUCACUCCCAGUUGGCUCUCCUGUAUGCACUAUGUUGGUUGGGGGCUGUCAGUCUGGGCUGCUGGGGAACAUAUGGUUACCUCCGGCAGUCUCCAGCACCUGUAUGAGACUCACAGGCAUCUGACUGCAAGAACCCUUGAAUGGUCUCUGGCAUGAAAUAAAAUGGGAACCAAUCUUCUCUCAUGGACCUUUCCACUUCACUAGGAUUAUAGGAUUUCCAUAGAAUGCUAGGUUCAACAUCAGGAUGAACAUCUGUCACUAUGAUAAGCGCAUGGACUUUUUCUACAAUCGCAGCAAUUCUCAGACAGAGAAUGACUGGACGGGGACAAAACUGAUCAUUGUACUGUGCUUUGGAGCAUGCUGUUGCCUCUUUAUUUUUGUUUCCAACUUGCUGGUUAUAGCAGCAGUGAUUAUAAACAAGAGAUUCCACUACCCAUUCUAUUACCUGCUCGCUAACUUGGCAGCAGCAGACUUUUUUGCUGGGAUUGCCUAUGUGUUUCUAAUGUUCCAUACUGGACCAGUGUCUAAGACAUUAACUGUCAAUAGGUGGUUCCUGCGUCAGGGUCUUCUGGAUACAAGCAUGUCGGCGUCAUUGGCUAACUUGUUGGUAAUUGCAGUGGAGAGACACAUAUGCAUUGUCCGAAUGAGAAUUCACAGCAAUCUGACAAAAAGAAGAGUAACAUUUCUCAUUUUAUUAAUUUGGGCCAUUGCCAUAUUUAUGGGUGCUGUCCCCACAUUAGGAUGGAACUGUAUCUGCAAUAUAACAACUUGCUCCUCGCUAGCUCCCAUCUAUAGCAGGAGUUAUUUAACUUUUUGGACAGUCUCAAACCUGGCUGUCUUUGUAAUCAUGUUGGUGGUCUACUUGAGAAUAUAUAUGUACGUUCAGAGAAAAACCACUGUCUUGUCUCCUCAUACUACUGGCUCUAUCAACCGGAGGAGGACACCAAUAAAGUUGAUGAAGACUGUUAUGGCUGUUCUAGGUGCAUUUGUUAUAUGCUGGACACCAGGAAUGGUGGUUUUACUUCUUGAUGGCCUUAACUGUACCAAAUGUGGGGUACAGCAUGUAAAACGGUGGUUUCUCCUGCUUGCCUUGAUGAAUUCUAUCAUGAACCCUGUCAUAUACUCUUAUAAAGAUGACGAGAUGUGGCGGACUUUCAAGAAGAUGAUUUGCUGUCUGCUUUACAAAAGAAGAGGGCAUCGUCCGUCAAGAAUGUCUUCGACAGUGCAUAGUACCAGGAGCAACGAUACCACCAGUCAUUAUAUAGAGGAGGUUAACAACCACUCCCCCACUUUGAAGGACAUAUGACCUGAA
Messenger RNA from Xenopus laevis (African clawed frog), 1370 nucleotides. It is a transcript of the gene lpar3.L, whose product is annotated as lysophosphatidic acid receptor 3 L homeolog. Gene Ontology annotation, biological process: G protein-coupled receptor signaling pathway; signal transduction. Gene Ontology annotation, cellular component: membrane; cell surface; plasma membrane. Gene Ontology annotation, molecular function: lysophosphatidic acid receptor activity; G protein-coupled receptor activity. NCBI's taxonomy places the organism in Eukaryota, Metazoa, Chordata, Amphibia, Anura, Pipidae. The coding region runs from base 303 to 1364 and encodes 353 amino acids. The record is from RefSeq and is a predicted model, not a curated record. The transcript has 4 exons.